AUGGCAGAUGAUUUUCUUAAUCAUGUUGAAAUAAGAAAUGUCAAAUAUGAAGAACUUGAACAAUUUUGGAAUAUACAACAAGAAUAUUUAGAUGAUUGGACAUUCACUCAUUUACAAAAUCAAUUUAACAAAUAUUCAUCGUUAUUUGUAGCUGUUUUUAUUAAUAAUAUUAUGUGUGGUAUUGCAUAUGGAUGUGAAUAUGAUGAAAUAACAAUUACAUUACAAGGUAUUAGUGUAUUAUAUAAAUAUUGGAGGCAUGGAAUUGUAAGUAAAUUAUUAAAUUUUUUUGAAACAAAAGUCAAUAAAACAAAAAUUACAGUAGGAGUAGCCUCUGAUGAUGCUGUAGAAAAAUUUUAUCUUAAAAAUGACUAUAAACCAAAACAAUUUCUUAUUCGAAUUAAAUCAAAUCAAUUACCGAAUGAUUAUGAACAAAAAAAAUUAAAUUUUCAUGUUAUUAAUGAAAAAAUAUAA
Messenger RNA from Rotaria sp. Silwood2, 471 nucleotides. The record is from the annotation of a GenBank genome assembly. Lineage: Eukaryota; Metazoa; Rotifera; Eurotatoria; Philodinida; Philodinidae.